AUGCAUCAGCAUCAACAACAACAUCCACAACAUUCACAUAUACAUCAGGCAAUAUACGCUCGACAGCAACAACAACAACAAGAAGCUAAUAUAUUAUUCCAUCAAUAUAAUCAAUUUCAAUUACGUCCAAUUCAAAAUGGCUAUUCUAAUCCAUCUCUUACAUAUGAACCACAAAAACAACAACAACAAUCACAAUCACCACAACAACAACUAUAUAGACCUGAUCAAUUAGUACCACAAACUGCAACUCAAAUUCCAACACCUGUUCAACAUCAACAACUUCAACAGCAACUUCAACAACAUGUUCAACAACAAAUUCAACAGCAAAUGCCACGUUCAAGUCCAGUGAAUAUGAUGCAAGUUUCACCAACUGACAUUUGGCAUAGUGGUAGUCCUAUACUCACAAAUACCGAACCAUUUCGUCCUAUUUCACAUACAUUAUCUCGUACACGACUUGAUAUUCAUUCAUUAAAUGCACUUGCUAAUAGCAUUGGUAGCAAUCCAUCUUCACCUCCAUUAAAUGCAUCAUUUGAAUCACCUAAAACAGUUCAUUUUAUUCAAGGAAAACAACAAUCAGCAGAUAAUCGUCGACGACGUCAACGUCAACACAGUGGUUCAAGUUGUUAUGAAUCCGAUUCUCCUGAUACAUCAAGUGAUGAUGAUGAUGAAUAUAAAUGGCGAUUAGCAAAAGUAAAUAUCGUUGAAACAUUAUCAUCAUUAUCAAAAAAGAAACGAUCAAAUUCAAUGGGUCGAACAGAUUCACAACCAAAUGAACAAGAAUCAAAAGAUAUUUAUCAAAAACCUCGUAAUAAUAAUGUAGUUUUUCCUGCUAUUAAUAAUAUUUAUCAAAAUAUUCCAAAUAAAACUAAUAUUACUGGUAAUCGUUCAAGACUUAUUCAAUAUAUCGAUGAAAACAUUAUUGGAAAAGACCAUGUUUUUCUUGGGCCAUGGGGAUUUCGUCGUAUGAUCUAUUGUGACUAUACAGCAUCAGGUCGACCACUUGAAUUUAUUGAAAGUUAUUUACGAAGUCAUAUCCUUCCUUUAUAUGGUAAUACACACAGUGAAACAAGUCUUUGUGCUCAACAAUCAACAAAAUUUCGUGAAGAAGCACGAAAUAUAAUUAAAAAAUCCGUUAAUGGUAAUGAUAAUGAUGUUUUAAUAUUCACGGGCACCGGCACAACAGGCGCUGUUCAUGCACUUGUUGUUUGUUUUGAUCUUCAUGAUGAAACUACAAGGAAAAAUACAGUUGUUAUCAUUAGUGCAUUUGAACAUCAUAGUAAUAUAUUACCAUGGAAGGAAACAGGAGUCGAAUUAAUUCGUGUACCAACAACACAACACGGUUUACUUGAUAAAGUAUUUCUUAAGGAAAAACUACAACAUUAUGCAAAAUUAAAAAAACGUAUUAUCUGUUCAUUGAAUGCUGCAAGUAAUAUAACGGGCAUAUAUACUGAUGUUGAUAGUGUAUCAACACUUGUUCACUCAUUUUCCGGUUUAAUCUUUUGGGAUUAUGCAACAGCAGCACCUUAUGUUAAAAUCGAUAUGAAUCCAUCUGCAACAGCAUAUAAAGAUGCUGUAUUUAUAUCACCUCAUAAAUUUGUUGGUGGACCAGGUACACCAGGUGUUUUAAUAGCCAAGAAGAAUCUCUUUAGUUUGAAAGCACCUAAAUCAGCUGGUGGUGGUACAGUUAAUUAUGUAACUCGUACAGCUACUGAAUAUAAUCAUAGUAUUGAAAUUCGCGAAGAAGGUGGUACACCGGAUAUAAUUGGAUGUAUACGAGCUGGUCUUGUUUUUCAAUUAAAAGAUUCUCUUGACCUGACCUAUAUUCAAGCACGUGAAGAUGAAUUAGUUAAAAGAUUUUUUCGUCGUUGUAAAAAACUUGAUAACUUAAUUCUUCUUGGUUCUCAAACAGUAGCACGUUUACCAAUAUUUUCAUUUGGUAUCUAUAUUCCAGGUGUAUGCAAAUAUUUACAUCAUAAUUUAGUUUGUCGUUUAUUUAACGAUUUAUUCGGUAUACAAGUAAGAUCAGGUUGUGCUUGUGCAGGACCAUAUGCACUUGAUUUAUUAAAUGUAAAUGAUGUUAAAUCAGAUAUCUAUGCUAUGUUUAUGACAGAAGAUGUUCGUUUACGAGGAAAUGAUAAAAUUGUUCGAACAAUGUUAAUGAAACCUGGCUUUACCCGACUUAAUUUACCUUAUUUUGCAAGUGACGAAGAAAUUGAUUUUAUUAUUGAUGCUGUAGAAUUUAUUUCUAUUCAUGGGUGGAAAUUUUUACCUCUAUAUACAUAUGAUCCAACAUCAGGCGGAUGGGAACAUAGGAGUGGUUUUCAAUUAGCUCAAUCGAGCCUUGAAGAUAUUACAUAUAAAGCUGGUAAAAUGCAAUAUUAUGCACGACGAAGUGACUCAUCACCUCCACGAGGAGAAAAAAAUCUUCCGGAUCCAGCUCGUGAAGCUAAAUUACUUGCUGUUGAAGCUGUACGACAUGCUAUUGAAACUAUUGAUUAUACAUCUGAUCCACCAUUAAAUGUACCUGAUAAAUAUAAAAAUAUGGUUUGGUUUGCAUUACCUAUUGAUAUUGCUUUAAUGAUGAUAAAGCAAAACGAAACAGGACAAGAAUCCAAUGGUGAUAUUCAUAGUAUUCCAUUUAUACCUGACGACGCAAAAGCACGACUUUUAGCUUCAUCUAAAGCAAAAUCUACAAUAAACGUACGUGAUGCUGCACUUAAUAAAAAGAAACCAUCACCUAAUAAUCUUUCAUCAUCAACAUCUCGAAUGCGUUAG
Molecule: messenger RNA, 2775 nt
Organism: Adineta steineri
Lineage: Eukaryota; Metazoa; Rotifera; Eurotatoria; Adinetida; Adinetidae
Source: the annotation of a GenBank genome assembly